Solea senegalensis (Senegalese sole) is the source of this 5353-nucleotide messenger RNA. It is a transcript of the gene pnpla6, whose product is annotated as patatin-like phospholipase domain containing 6. The record is from RefSeq and is a predicted model, not a curated record. Gene Ontology annotation, molecular function: phosphatidylcholine lysophospholipase A1 activity. Gene Ontology annotation, cellular component: endoplasmic reticulum. Gene Ontology annotation, biological process: phosphatidylcholine metabolic process. Bases 124 to 4170 code for a protein of 1348 amino acids. The transcript has 36 exons. NCBI's taxonomy places the organism in Eukaryota, Metazoa, Chordata, Actinopteri, Pleuronectiformes, Soleidae.
GGAGGCGGGGCUUAAUGAAAGCAGUGUACCGUUGCAUGUUAUUUGACAGUCGGUGACGUUUGACGGGAGACCAUCAGCUCAGUGGCUGUUGAUGGACCCUCCUUAUGAAGAAGCAGGGUUACAAUGGGACAGAACACCUCGAAACAAGAGGUCCAAGGAGACACAGCCGAGGACGGGCUUGAUAACAUCAAGACGUUUGUGGAGGAGGAACUACAGACGAGCAUGAUGUUGGGGGUAUUGAUUGGCGCAGGCAUUGUCAUAGUUGUCAUUGCCAUCCUCAUAUUCUUCAUCUGGAGGAGGAUCAAGCUACGGAAUCUAGAGGCCCAGGAGGCGCCCAAAUACCGCUUCCGCAAGAGGGACAAAGUCUUGUUCUACGGGCGGAAGAUUAUGCGUCAAGUCUCCCAGUCUACCUCUUCCCUGGUGGGUACUUCCUCUUCCUCGAGGCCACGCCUCAAGAAGAAGCAGAAGAUGCUCAACAUUGCCAAAAAUAUCCUGCGCUUCAAGAAGGAGGUGCCCACUCUUCAGGCUAAGGAGCCCCCUCCCUCAGUGCUGGAAGCAGACCUCACAGAAUUUGAUGUGGCCAACUCACACCUCCCCUCUGAGGUGCUCUACAUGCUCAAAAAUGUCCGUGUGCUGGGUCACUUUGAGAAGCCCCUCUUCCUGGAGCUGUGUAAGCACAUGGUGUUUGUGCGGUUCCAACAAGGGGAGUAUGUGUUCAGGCCAGGCCAGCCUGACAGCAGCAUCUAUGUCGUGCAGGAUGGAAAACUUGAAUUGUGCCUUACUCAAACGGAUGGCAAAGAGAGUGUGGUGAAGGAGGUUUUCCCAGGUGACAGCGUCCACAGCCUCCUCAGCAUCCUGGAUGUCAUCACAGGCCAUCAGAGGCCUUACAAAACGGUGUCGGCACGGGCAGCAGAGGUUUCCACUGUUCUCCGAUUACCUGUCGAGGCCUUCCUUUCUAUAUUUGAGAAGUACCCUGAGAGCCUUGUGCGCGUAGUACAGAUUAUCAUGGUUCGUCUCCAAAGAGUAACUGUUCUAGCCCUGCACAACUAUCUGGGACUCACCAAUGAGCUCUUCAGCCAUGAAAUGCAGCCCUCACGGUUGCUGCCUCAGGCACCUCAUCCGUCUCGCACCAGUCCCAUCCGCCAUGGCAAGCGCUUUGGCAGCCUGACAGUCCCCGAGGAACAUCGAGACGCUGCUGUUAAGGGUGAAACUACAGGAGGAGAACAGGGGAAGGAUGGAGCAGCAGUGCCAACUCUUAGCAGGACUAUCUCUAUGCCAGUGGACAUUGCUGGUAUACAGAAAGGUGUGAGGUCUGACUUUGACAUGGCCUAUGAAAGAGGACGGAUCUCUCUCUCUGCAGAGGAUGGCAACACUCCUCCCACCUUUACUCGGUCUGUGUCCCAGGAGCAGAAGGAGAGGAAGGUGACAGUAGAUGAAGUUCCUUCAGGGAUCUACUUGUAUCCAGAAGAAGAGUCAGGAGUGGACAACAUUUUUACACCGUUAUCCAGUCGGUCCAGCUCCACUGCUGCUCUGUUUGAGGAAGCUCAGAAAGAAGUCCUCAAACUCAUGAGGAUUGAGGAUCCAUCUUUAUUAAAUGGAAGAGUGACUCUGCACCAUGCGAAAGCUGGAACUGUCUUAGCGAGACAGGGAGACCAGGAUGUGAGUCUGCACUUCGUUCUGUCUGGCUGUCUGCACGUCUACCAGCGGAUGAUCAGCAAACAGGAGGAUGUCUGCUUGUUUGUGACCCACGCGGGGGAGAUGGUGGGUCAACUCGCUGUGCUCACUGGAGAACCACUCAUUUUCACCAUCAAGGCCCUUCGAGACUGUACUUACCUCAAAAUCUCCAAGUCGGAUUUCUAUGAGAUUAUGAGGGAGCAGCCCAGUGUGGUGCUGAGUGCAGCCCACACAAUGGCCGUUCGCAUGUCUCCUUUUGUCAGGCAAAUGGACUUUGCCAUUGACUGGAUGGCUGUGGAGGCAGGCAGAGCCCUCUAUCGACAAGAUGACAAGUCAGACUGCACCUAUAUUGUUCUGAAUGGGCGUCUGCGUUCAGUCAUCCGCAAAGCAAAUGGCAAGAAAGAACUUGUUGGGGAAUAUGGCAGAGGAGACCUCAUUGGAGUGGUGGAGGCCUUGACCAAACAGCCAAGAGCCACCACUGUCCAUGCCGUGAGAGACACAGAGCUGGUCAAGCUGCCAGAGGGAACACUAAACAAUAUCAAAAGACGAUAUCCUCAAGUUGUGACACGGUUGAUCCACUUAUUAGGGCAAGAGAUUCUGAGGAACCUGCAACAGGGUCGUGGGCCAUUUUCAGGCUCAGCCUUGAGUCUGCCCAGUAUGACAGCAGGUACAGAUGUAACCAAUCCAGCCAGCAACCUCUCUACUGUGGCUGUGCUACCUGUAGGCGAGGUGCCCAUCAGUGCAUUCAACCUAGAGCUCAGCCAUGCCCUCCGUGCCAUUGGCCCCACUCUGCUUUUAACCAGUGACAUCAUAAGAGAACGUUUGGGGGCUUCUGCUUUGGACAGUAUCCACGAGUACCGUCUGUCCGGCUGGCUGGCCCAGCAGGAGGACAUCAAUCGAAUUGUCCUCUACCAGACUGACAACAGCAUGACCCCAUGGACUCAGCGCUGUAUUCGCCAGGCUGACUGCAUCCUCAUCGUUGGCCUGGGAGACCAGGAACCUACCCUGGGAGAGUUGGAGCAGAUGCUGGAGAACACAGCUGUGCGAGCUCUGAAGCAGCUAAUCCUUCUGCACAGAGAGGAUGGACCCAGCCCCUCCAGGACGGUCGAGUGGCUUAACAUGCGUAGCUGGUGCUCUGGCCAUCUUCACCUCAAGUGUCCUCGCAGGGUUUUCUCCAGGCGUAGCCCCAGCAAACUGAGGGAUGUAUAUGAAAAAGUGUUUGAGAAAACAGCAGACAGACACAGUGAUUUCUCUCGGCUGGCCCGGGUCCUGACUGGAAACAGCAUCGCCCUGGUGCUGGGAGGAGGUGGAGCGAGAGGCUGCUCUCAUGUGGGUGUGAUCAAAGCAAUGGAGGAAGCAGGGAUUCCUAUUGACAUCGUGGGUGGGACCUCAAUUGGCUCCUUCAUUGGUGCACUGUACGCUGAGGAGAGGAGUGCUGUCAGAACAAAACAGAGAGCUAGAGAGUGGGCCAAGGCAAUGAACUCUGUUUUUAAAACAGUCCUGGACCUGACCUAUCCCAUCACUUCCAUGUUCUCUGGCUCUGCCUUCAACACCAGCAUCUACAAGGUGUUUCAGGACAAGCAAGCUGAGGAUCUGUGGCUGCCAUAUUUUAACGUCACUACAGACAUCACAGCCUCAGCCAUGCGUGUUCAUCAGGAUGGCACUCUGUGGCGCUAUGUGCGGGCGAGCAUGACCCUCUCUGGGUACCUGCCGCCACUCUGUGACCCCAAAGAUGGCAACUUGCUAAUGGACGGUGGCUACAUCAACAACCUGCCAGCGGACAUUGCAAGGAACAUGGGUGCCAGAACCGUCAUUGCCAUCGAUGUCGGAAGCCAAGAUGAGACUGACCUCUGUAAUUAUGGCGACUGCUUGUCGGGCUGGUGGUUGCUGUGGAAACGGAUCAAUCCAUGGGCAGAGAAAGUAAAGGUACCAGACAUGGCGGAGAUCCAGUCUCGGCUGGCAUACGUGUCCUGUGUGCGGCAGUUAGAGGUGGUGAAGAAGAGCGCCUACUGCGAGUACAUCAGACCGCCCAUAGACCGCUUCAAGACCAUGGACUUUGGCAAGUUUGAUGAGAUCUACGAUGUGGGCUUCCAGCACGGCAAGUUGGUGUUCACUGGCUGGGCCCGAGGAGACAUCAUCAUGAACAUGCUGAAGGACCACCGUUCAGCCGAUUACAAUGACAGCAAGAGAACGGAUUCCUGCACCUGCUCGGGAGCCGACUUCACUGACCUCGCAGAGAUUGUAUCCAGGAUAGAUCCAGUCCAAAGCUAUGUCGCUGCAGAAGAGGAGUCAGACUGUCUGACAGAGUACGAGGAAGACGGGAUGGACACGGUGAGAGAGGAGGAGGAAGAGGAGGAGGAGGAGGAGGCAGAGGACACGGAGGACCACUCUCCUGGAGAGUGGGGGCAGAAUGGAAUCUUCCAGACUGACGAAGAGAAACCUUUGAGGCAACGCCGGAAACUCACCAGUGACACCUCUGAAGUCUCCGACUGCUGACACAGGGCCACUGACAACAGGCGGGAGUUUCAGCAAGAACACGGGACAAAUCAUGGCUCCAUAAAUAGUACGGGCUUGAGACGUUGCCCCCUGUGACGUCUGAUACUCUGAAAUACUACUAUUACGCUCCUCCUGGAGGGAUUCGUCGAGAGGCAUCACAUCGGUGUCACGCUGACUACAGCGCCAUGUCUCACCUGCGGCUCUUUCUGUGUGCGCGCGUCUCUCUGUGCUAACGGCUUUGUUGCACUCCGUCUCUUAACGUUGAAGACGUCUAACCUAGUCCGUUCAUUUUUUUUGUGUUGCUUGUUUGAAUGAGUGUGCGUCGGACUGAGAUGUGAGAUUGUAGCAGGACACUGAAAACAACAAGUUAGUUAGGUAAGUUUAGCAUGGAGAUUAGUUCAGUGUUGGGGUUUGUUAAUUUAGAACCGUUAGCAAGUCGGUGUUCACUGCUUUGGUCCAAGGAGAAAGUCAUGAUGACAAAGAACUGAUGUGAGAAGAAUACGAACACUUAAAAUGGUCACAAUCAAAGUCAUCACUUUUUUUUUUCGCACGUGUCCAGGAGUGGACUUCUCUGACCUCAGGAUAGAUUAUUGAGACGGAUGUGUUCAUCAAUGCUGCGGAAAGAUUCGGAACGUUGUCUACCAGUGAGCCAUCAAACGCUCCAGUAACUCGAUUUAAAAUCCAUGCACAGCACAGUAGGGUGAACCCGGUUAAACUGCACGGCACAUGAGACGAGAUGAGAGGGAGUGGAUGAGACGUGUGCGCUUCAUGUGUUUGUGUUUUAACUCUUUGUUUGAAACGAUAAAAAAGACGAUGCCUUUUUUUAUUUAACCGGCGAUCAUUCGGCUGAAGUUACACACGGAAAACAGUGCGUGACCCCUUUCUGCUUGCACACAGUUCUCACUUACAGUACUUCAGAGCUUCUGCGUAUAACUCAACAAUUAUUACAACAACAACAAAAACAAAUCACAGACUGUUUGUUAUUUUAGUGGAUGCACAGAAAACUUCUACUGGACUGAAAUCACACCUCAUGUAAUUAUGAAUAAUUAAAAGGGACCUAAUGUAAAAAGUGUAACAAGCCCCAGUUAUAAUAUAAUAUAAACAGUGUUGAUAUUCUUGUAUGUAUAUGAGGUGGUUUUUUUUAAAUUUAUUUAAUGUUAACUACUGGCUUUUAAUAGAUAGU